This is a messenger RNA of Limanda limanda (common dab), 1245 nucleotides long. It is a transcript of the gene foxg1c, whose product is annotated as forkhead box G1c. NCBI's taxonomy places the organism in Eukaryota, Metazoa, Chordata, Actinopteri, Pleuronectiformes, Pleuronectidae. The record is from RefSeq and is a predicted model, not a curated record. Gene Ontology annotation, biological process: regulation of transcription by RNA polymerase II. Gene Ontology annotation, molecular function: DNA-binding transcription factor activity; sequence-specific double-stranded DNA binding. Gene Ontology annotation, cellular component: nucleus. Bases 1 to 1245 code for a protein of 414 amino acids. The transcript has a single exon.
AUGGAAGAAAAAUGGAAAAGUUCUGCAGAGCGAUUGUUCCACAAGUCUUCGUUCAGUAUCAGCAGCCUGUUGUGGAGACGCGAAGGGCUGAUGAGCGACCAGGAGUCUCCGUCCGCGUCUCAGAAACUGCGCGUAGUGGCGCAUCCAGGGAGAACCAGUCCCGAGGAGAAGUGUGAGGGCAACAUAAAGUGUGAAACUCCAAAACAGUGCACUAGAGAAGACAGUAAAGAGGCGACUGCACAUGGCAAACGAGAUGGAAUUAAGGAUGAACCAAAGCGCAAUGUUGGACCAGAGGAAAGCGUAAAAGGCGAGAAGCCUCCUUUCAGCUACAACGCGCUCAUCAUGAUGGCGAUCCGCCAGAGCCCGGAGCGAAGGCUCACACUGAACGGCAUCUACGAGUUCAUCAUGGACAACUUCCCGUACUACCGACAGAACAGACAGGGCUGGCAGAACUCAAUCAGGCACAAUCUGAGUCUGAACAAGUGUUUCGUGAAAGUGCCGCGCCACUACGACGACCCGGGCAAAGGCAACUACUGGAUGCUGGACCCCUGCAGCGAGGACGUGUUCAUCGGCGGCGCGUCGGGGAAGCUCCGGCGCAGAGCCGUGUCCGGCACCGGCACCAAGCUCUCCCUGAAGCGAGGAGGAGCAGGAGGUCCUCUGAUGCCCCCCGGUGGUGCAGCCACCAGCGUGACCCUGGCCGCAGCGGGCUCCUUCUACUGGCCGGUGCCCCCCUUCCUGCCGCUGCAGUCCCCGGGGCGCAGCAGCAACCUGUCCUACCUGAGCGCGCACCCUCGCUUCUCCAGCCACGCCGCGUCCCUCCUGUCCCAGAGGUCCCGGCUGAGCUCAGCAUGUCCAGCCGGGGACACGGACCGGCUCCUGCACACGCACCAGGGCAUGUCCUACAUCGGAGUCAGCUGCGCGCAGUCCAGCCGCCACCAGAUCGGCGCUGCAGCCUGCACGGCGUUCUCCGCAUCCGUCCCGCACCCGUGCGCGCUGCCGCUGUCGGAGCCGUGCUCCUUCAACAUGAUCUCCGGACAGGCCAGCUACUUUUACUCACAUCAGAUACCGUGCGCCGCCACUUUUAGCACCUGCCAAGAUGAGUUCGCAGCGGCCAAGACGUCCGCGGGACAUUUUUUAUCCAAGGGUCGUGGCCACUCAGAGCUCGGAGAAUGCUGUCAUGACUUUCCAAACUAUUGCCCCCGGAUCAGUCCCAGCCCUCCCUCGUUUUGGAAUACAGAAAAAUAG